CGAAAACGCACAAAACCAUUAAUACCGGAGCCCUUCCAUGAAGUUUCGAUGUCCAGGCAACGGAUGAUGACACAUUCUCCAAGAACAGUGCGAAGACCUUGCAAAUUCUGUCCUGACCUGGACGUAAUGCGCUAUAGUGCCCAAUUGAGCGAGGAAAAGAAUGCAGAACUCGUUCAUCGGGCAGACCGUCUGAGCAGGCGGGCUAUUUUAAAUCAUCAUUUCGAGGCCUCCGAGUUCAACUGGGAAGCAGAUGCAUGGCACGAUGUGUUCGGUUUGAUCAGAGAGGAUGACACGCUACGAAUGUUCGACAAGAGGCCGUAUGAGUUUGUUGAGACAGACGAGCACGAUAAUGUGUCAGUGAAAAGGCGGAUCCCAGAUGCCACCAUGGGCCUUAGAUCAUAUGAUAGCUUGGAGUCUCUCGAUCAUCCUUGCAAAGUCGAUCACAAGAAUAAGAAAUCCCAUGAAAGCUUAUUGAAAAAGCGCCUCCGUGCCCAAAUGAGAGAUCCGGAUAGUGGACUGAUAGUUGAUGGCAUAUGGGGCGAGUCGAACCUCCUAUUUCCAUUCGCCGUUUAUGAGGCAAAAAAACGUGCUACAACUUGGGAGCAGGCCGAAAAUCAGAUCCAGCACGCAUGCUUGUCUUACCUGGCUAUGUUGGACGAUUUGGCUCGUGACCCGACGGACGUUACGAGAUAUCAAUCGCAAGAGAGCGAUGGCUAUCAGGUCUUUGCUUUCACCUCGUGUGGGUCUUACUGGCAGGUCUAUAUCGCGUGGAACUGCUUGGGUUACUGCCACAUGGACACAAUCUGGGAGGGCGAUGUCCGGCAGUUCACUUGCGCUGCCGAGUUGAUAUACAUUAUGGAACAAGUUCAUGGUUAUGCCGCUAAUCAGCAUCGUGAGUUCGUUAUCAACCAUCUCGAGCCAUGG
This is a messenger RNA of Dothidotthia symphoricarpi CBS 119687, 924 nucleotides long. RefSeq lists its product as uncharacterized. The record is from RefSeq and is a predicted model, not a curated record. The transcript is spliced from 3 exons. NCBI's taxonomy places the organism in Eukaryota, Fungi, Ascomycota, Dothideomycetes, Pleosporales, Dothidotthiaceae. The annotation marks the transcript as partial.